Xiphophorus hellerii (green swordtail) is the source of this 7004-nucleotide messenger RNA. Its product is annotated as probable G-protein coupled receptor 139. The record is from RefSeq and is a predicted model, not a curated record. Gene Ontology annotation, cellular component: plasma membrane. Gene Ontology annotation, molecular function: G protein-coupled receptor activity. Gene Ontology annotation, biological process: G protein-coupled receptor signaling pathway. Lineage: Eukaryota; Metazoa; Chordata; Actinopteri; Cyprinodontiformes; Poeciliidae. The transcript has 2 exons. The coding region runs from base 3781 to 4869 and encodes 362 amino acids.
GUAUUUUGAUUAUUUUUUUUCUUGUAGAAGCGCACAGAGCUUCAAGAAGUUCUGUGCGCUCCUUAAUGACGAUUAUGUUUCUACCAAUCACAGCUCGGCCGUGCUGCUUCUUCUCUUUCUGCUCUUUGGACCAUGUGUGAGCAAAGAGGAGUCUGCACAUGUUCUUCUUAUUAUUUAAGUGUUCCUUUUUUCUUCUUCUUCUUCUUCUUUUGGUACAGCUUGGAGAGAGUUCCCAUCUUCUCCAGCUGCUGAGCCCAAACCAGUUCACCUGCUGAGUUACUUCUUUCUGCUCUCCUUGUAUUAUUCAGAGUCUUUGUUCCAGGUGGUUCUUUAAAGACGUGGUUGUAAUGUUGAGUCGGGAAAACUCGGGGACCAAUUCAGGUAAAGUGCGAAGAAGUCUGAAUGUGGAACCAGUAGAAAUGAGGAUUCAGCCCAGAGACGCUGAAUAGUCCUCUGUUUUUAUCUUCAGUUGUACAGCUGAAUGAUUUAUAAGUGUGGCUAACCUCACUCCUUUGUAUCUGACAUUUCCAUUUUUUAACAUUUCUUGUUUUGUUAAGUUGGUGAUUUUUUUUUUCUUUUCUUUUUUUUUUGGCGUUUGGAAUUCAGAAAAGACAAAUAAACAUUUUACACUCUUUCUGAGACUCAUUUCUGACUGGAAUUACAUCUGAAACCACAUCUGUACACAUACUGGAUAAAAACGAAAUGAUUUCAGAUGAAAUUGGACUAAACUUUCUCAAAUUUAUUUCAGUAAAGAUGACCAAAAUAAUUUGGCUUUGCUAAAUGACCAGACAGAGAAUCUUCUUAAACUUUCUUUAGAUUAAAAACUGACAGUCUUUUCUGAUCAGUCUGCAGUCUUUUCCCCUCACACACAUUUUCCCUUCCCUCAAAUGACUCAUAUUCCGCCUGGCGGACCGCAAAAGUUGGGAGAAAACAGCUGUUCAAUAAUAACUAAAUACAUUUUUUGAAAAUGCUAUUCUUUGUUACUUGUUCAUUACCCAAUUAUUGUAAACAUAAUCACAAUGUAAUACUUUAACCUUUUCUAAUUCUGCAGCUAAAAUUUAACCAAAGUAUGAUUAAACUAAUACUACUAUAACUACAAAAAAACUAAACAAUAUUUAGUAACUGACACACUCUAAAAGGAACUAAAACUAAGAUAAUUAGACAAACAAAAAGUCAAAAUGAAAUAAAACUAAACCAUAAUAAAAACCCCAAAACUAUUCUAACCCUGAACCCAAACCUCAAACACCCUGCGAUCACAGCAAUUAAUCAUCUAAACUAAUAAUCAUGGAGUCCUUAAAGGGACUUUUCUGUAUUUCUCAAUUAGUAACAUAAAAUCCUUCAUUUAAAAGAUAAGUGUCAUCAGGCAAGCAGGCAUUUUAACACUUUAAGGGUCAUAAAACCGUUCAUGCAAUGGUUUGAGAACACCAUUCAUGUGGAAUAACAGCCUGCUCUCACUUAUCUAUAUGCACCAUGAGGAUAUUUUCCAUGUGUGUGAAGGGUCAGAAUGUGCUAAGUGACGCCUUUGGCAACCCUGUUACCCGGGUACUGUUGCAGAACUGCUUGGGUUUGGCUUUCUAACAGUUUUGUUUCCUGUCAAAACAAAAUACAAGUUAUUUGAAAAUGAUAUUGAUGAUUUAACAUAAAUCUCCAAGCUUCUGUGUUGAAGCUGUAGGAGUCAUAAAAGAAAAUGGGAAUUUUCCCUGCUUUGCCACUCGUCAGGCAUGCUGGUUCCCUCCUGCACUGUUUGACCUUGUUUGACAGCCUGUUGACCGGCGCCAUCUUUACAUCUUGUUCCAGUAUCUAUUCCAAAGUCAAAGUUUCCCAAGCAACAGGGAAUCAGGCUCUCUGGUUGAAACACACUAUGUAAUCAAGAGUGGCCAAUCAAUGUGCUUCCAACUUGCUUGUCUUUCUCAACCUGCCCAGCCCUCCUCUGACCAAUAGCUUAAGGAGAAGUAAUCAUUUCUUGUGUAAUCCUGUGGGGGUCCACCAGGAGCAUGGGGUACCAGGCCAUCAUGAGAGUUGGACUCCACCAACAUUGCUCUUUGCCACAGAUUUCUAGGUACAGACAGGGAGUUGAGGGAGCCCACUUUGGUGGCUUUAGGAGCACGUCUCUUUGCAGAUGUGCAGAUGAUUAUGAUUCACAACUUUCGCUGAUAUAGUUUUCAGCCAAGUGUCAAGUGACCAGAAUCUGUGUUUCUAAAUCUGAGACCGUGGUCUCGAGCCAGAAAAAGGUAGAAUUCCUUCUUCAGGUUCUGGAAGAAGUCCUACCCCAAGUGGAGGAGUUUAUGUAUGUCUAGGUCUUGUUAAUAAAUUAUGGAAAACAUAGAGCGGUAGAUAGGCAGGCGGAUUGUUGCUCCAAGUGCUGUAGCGGUCUGUGGUGGAGACGAGAGAGCUGAGUCAAAAAGUGAAUCUCUCCAUUCGGUCGAUCUGUGUUCUACCCUCAUCUAUGGCUACGAGCUCUGGGUCAUCACAGAACAAGACUGCAGAUACAAUGAGCUUUCUGCUGGGUGUCUGGGCUCUCUCUUAGAGUUAGGAUGAGAAGCUCAGUCAGCAGGAGGAACAGGAGUAGAGCUGCUGCUUCUCCACAUCGAGCGGAGCCAGUUGAGGUGGCUCAGGCAUCUUGUUAGCCUGCUGCAUGGACGCCUCCCUGGUGAGGUGUUUAAGGUACAUCCCACCUGGAACAGACCCAGAGCAAGACCCAGGUCACCCUGGAGGGAUGAUGGAGCUGGCCCAAAGGUAUGGGAGAGUCUGGGUCUCUCAGCUCAGACUGCUGCCCUGGCAACCCGACCAAAGAUAAGAUGAAGAUAAUUGAUGGAUAGUUUUCAAUAGUGCUAUAUACUGUAUAUCAAAGUGAUUUUUUUUUUGUUGCCAAUAUCAUCUUUUGACAAGAAAAAGAUUGGUGAUUUUUUAUUUUCCAAAGCCAUUUUUGGUAAAAAAAUAAAUAAAUAAAUAAAUAAAAAUACUUAGGCUGUUAUUUUAAGAAGGUGGCAAUAUUUCCUUCUGUAUCCUGGGAAAAAUAUGGCUAGCUCCCCAGAAUCUCUGGAUCCAUCAGACUCACAGUAUCAAAUAAAACCUCCACCAUAAACACAUGGCUCACUCUACCAUUCUGUCUCCAUGGUCAUUAGCAUCAGGUGAGGAUCAGUUUGGGAACAUUCUCCUCCAUUCACAUUUCAUAAAGAGAAUGAAUCCCUCCUUCUUCAGUCUGUUAGAUCCCUCCUUCUGUUUAGCAAAGCCUGGUCCAUAUGGAGCCAUAAUCAGCCUGGCUGUACCUUUUGUGCAAGACUCUUUUAUGGCAGGAGCUUAGCUAGACGGAGCACCGCCUGAGAUCCAACAGGUUUGACUGAUUUAAAACAAUUAGAGAUUAAAAAGUAGGAAUGUUGUUUUUGGUUGAUCAGCCAGCUUUGGUUAAGGUGACAAUAACGGUGUUAUUUGACUAUUUUUCUACUGUUUUUGUGUAACAAAGCCAGGUGAUCAAAUUCCCAGGUAGAGCAGCCAAAAAUCUCUGCUAGGAGAAUUUACUCCACUGCUUCCUCCUCAUUAGUCACUGACAGAUGAAAUUAACAGUAGAAUAUCAGCAUAUUUACAAAACUACUUAUGAGUCAUCAGCUAAAUAUUCUUUCAAUUCAUAAGAAUAUACAGUGUCUUAGAUUACGGCUCAGUAAGAGCCCGUGUUUAUGUUCAUAAAUUUAGCAUUUAAAUUUUUCAGUAAUAUGACUGUAUGUAGUUCAUUUAUUCUUACUGGCUUUAUUGCAGGGAUUACAUGUAUGAAGUGGAUGAAUCAUGGAGGGAGCCAGCAUCUCUGUGUUUGUCACCAUGCAGAAAAUCUACUACCCGUUGCUUUGCAUCGUGGGUAUUCCAGCAAACCUCUUCACGUUCUAUAUGAUCUGUUUUCGUAAAUGUGGGAUGUCCAACACGGCCAUCGUUUACCUGAGCUGUCUGGCUAUUGUGGACACCUUCUAUGUAGUGUGGGUUAUACUUCUGGACCUGACUCUGACCUUUUGGACUGUGCAGCCCUUCUGGCACUCCAACCCAUGGUGUGGUAUUCUUGGAUUCCUACAGUAUGGCUCCCUCUACAGCUCCUCCUGGAUUGUGGUGGUGUUCACCAUUGAACGCUACCUUGUCCUCAGAAGCACGGCUUCCAAACAGAAUUUUUCUCAAACAUGGGACACUAAAAUGUUCUGCACAGCUAUAGUGCUGCUGUCCCACCUGGUGUCAGUGCCAAUGGGUUGGAUCAACAUUGUCACACCUGUAAACCUAACAGUGCACGGAGAGAACAUGACACUCCCUCGCUGUCGAUAUCGCAAUCAUACCUAUUCUACAGUUAUAGUCUGGAUAGCUACCUUUCUCUCUGGAGGAAUCCCCAUUGUGCUGGUCAUCAUCUUCAACUACCUCAUUGGGUACCAUCUGUGCCGGGCCAGCAACCUCUUCACUAAGGAGGAACGGCGCAUCAUGUAUGGAAGGAACACCAGAGGUACACUGACAAGAACCAUUUUCAUCCUGGGGACUGUCUCUGUGGCCUUUGUCGUGCUUAGUCUUCCUCGCUUUGUCACAUAUUGCAUCCUGAGGACCAGGUACAAUGAUGAAAGCUUCAACAGGAACGACUACAGCAUUCCAAUCAACGUAGCCGGGGACGUAGCUAACAUGCUCCAGAACCUCAACUCUACCACCAACUUCCUGCUCUACUGCAUGGUCAGCCACCGCUUCAGACAGGAGCUGGUACAGGCUAUGACCUGCAAGGCAAAGGCCCGCGAGCUGAGUACUCUCCUGAACCACACUACAAUGAAAGUUUUCUCUGUUGUAAAUCAUAAGGCGUCACUAUCCAGCAGCCCUGUGACUGUGGUGUUAACCAGUCUGAAACAGACAGAAUAGAAUAGAACUUAAUUCCAUUGAAUUUUGGCCUUCAUAGACUCGAUAUCUAUGAUGCUACCAUUAGGAUGCUAACAUGGAUUUUUAUCCAGUCCUCCAAUCUUGUCCUAUGACGCAAUAACUUAAAUUACAAGACGCUUGGACAUCUAGUAGACCCAAGACAAGAUUAAUGGUUGUAUCACAAUGGGAUUAUGAUAGCCAGACAGUUGCUAGAGAGACCAACUGACUGUGAAACAGUGAGUAUAGGCCACCAGACACUGAGCAUGCUUCGUUAACACCUGACAAAGUUUGAUGGGGUUACACUUUGGGUUGCCCUGAGGAUGCCUGUACCAGGUAAUGCCAAAAAUGUAAUGACUUACAGCGCAAUGCAGAUUUGCUUAAUAUUUCUGGAUGAACUCAAACAUUGGCUCCAACAUCGAGCCACCAUGUUGCUUGUGCAUCCAACAUGCUAGGCUAUUGAACACCGCUUCCUGACAUCAUGUAGAUCCACAUUCCUAAUAUCUUCAAACUUUGUCAAGUGCUAGUAUUGAAGUCUCAAACAAGCAUGUGGCACCGUCUGAAAAUCACACUGAGUCCAGCAGUGUGAUUUUCACUGACUGUUGGAGUCUUUGGCUGUCUCUUUCUGCCCUCUGAUUCUUGUUCUAGACAUGCAACCUCCAACUUCUGAAAAAUGUUGAAAGUUGCAUUAACCUCCAAACGGGUGUACUUUUCUAAUCCUGGCUUUCUAUACUCCAUCCUUGGUCUACAUAUGUACCAAAUUAUGUCCAAAUCAAAUCAUUUGUUUUGUGGAUGCCUUGACUGUUCGAUCAGGUGGUAAUUUCGUUAAUCAGCCUGAAGUGUAUGACAACAUAUAUGUUUAACUUCACUGUUUUUAUGUGUAGUUGUAGUUUGAAAAUAUUAGCAUAAUAUGCUAAAGCAGGGCUUUUCAAAGUGUAGGGGACGCCUCGCUUCAUGAAGGGAAAGUAAGAGGAGAGGGAGAGUUCUUUAGGGACUUGAGGAAAAUAAAUAAACCAGAAAAAGUAACUGCAAACAUUUAGCCAACUUCGCCAAGCCUACACCAGAAGAAAAAUGAAACAAUUUUUAGUACCUGAAGUAUCAUGACUAAGGAGACAGAGUCUGGGCCAAGCAAAAAUGAAGGAGGAAGUAUGACGAUAAUUAUUUGAAGUUGGGAUUUUGAUGUCUAGGAUCUGAAGAUGCUCCACUGCUGCAGUGAGUUUGUUUUUUGUUACAGGAAGCUAAAUGAACUACAGUCACAUCAGAGUAGUUCCUACUUUUAGUGCUUUUAACAUUGUGUGGUGCCCAACAACAUCAAAUGGAACCUGGAGCAUCUAGAAUACAAAAAGCAGAAAGUUUAUUGUUUGGGGAAGGAGCUGUUAGCUUCGCUCUCUGAGAGGGCGCUAGCUCUCCCACACUUUGAAAACCUGUGAGCUGAAGUAUUUCUGAUAGUAACAUUUUGCAUGGCUAAAACUGUUAACCUGUGUGUUGUUAAGAGUUUAUUCAGGCUCUUCCGUAGAUCAUUGAACAUAAUAAAAGGAACUGGAGAUUGUCUUGUUGCUGAAUAAAACGUGGUUUCAGUCACUUCAUUUUGUCCAAGUUGAAAUUUCCAUUCAUCUUAAAACAGGCCAUUUACCAGUAUGAAGGCAUACGAAAGUUUUAACAUGUUACAAUUUUAAAGUUUAAACAUUUCUGUCAUAUAUUUUAAAGCUGCAGUAUGUAACUUUUAUAAACAAUAUGAGUUUUUACAUAUUUGUUGAAACUGUCAACAUGUCACAGUAGUGUAACACAAGACAGAUGUGAAAAAAUUGAGCUCCUCCAUAUGGUUCUACUGCCUUCUGCAGACAUACACAGCUUGAUCAGAAACAACCAAUCAGAGCCAGGAGGAGGGUCUUAAUGCUGUCACGCUGUCAAUCAUGCUCAUGUAUUCUCUGCAGCUGUGUAAAUGGCAGAAAAAACUCACCAUUCCAGGAAAACUGUUUAUCCAUCAUCAUCUAGUCUGAGAAUUCACAACAGGCUCUGGUGAGGGGACUAGCUGUAGCCAUAGAGCAAGGGGGAGAGUGUUAGUAGCGCAUACACCAGGGUGAUUGCCAGUGCUUAUGUCCUUCUUCUGGCUCUGAUUGAGAGUGGUGUAUUUCUGCUUU